CCCACUGAGAACCUGCGCUGCUCAGUGACAGCUGACGGUCGGGGUGUGAGUGGCUGUGAGAGGCUGUGGAGCUGCUCAGAGCGAGUCCUGACCGCUCACACCUGGUCUCUCGUCUCGACCUUGUGGCGGCCCGGGGGCCAGUGGUGGCCCGGGGGCAGCAAGAUGUGGGCGCUGCUCCCCAUCGCUCUCUGCCUGACCUCUGUCUGUGGCAAGCCGCACUCUCUGCGUUAUUACUACACGGCGAUGUAUAGCAAUAAUACGUUGCCCACCUUCUCCCACGUGGGGAUGUUGGAUGAUGUACAGAUCACGCGCUAUGACAGCGAGAGGCCCCACAACCGUCCCACACAGCCCUGGAUGGGGGAGGCACUGAAGCCCGACGAGUGGGAGAGCGAGACUGUCAAACUGAGCGAGAGACAGAAACUCUACCUGGCCAACGUCAAGAUUGCCAUGCGACGCAGUAACAUCAACACAGGGCUGAACGUGUUCCAGUACAUGUCGGGCUGUCAGCUGCUUGAGGAUGGUUCAGUGCGCGGCUUCCGCAGUUAUGCCUUCAACGGCCGCGACCUGCUGUCUUUUGACAUGGAGACCCUGACCUGGGUGGCGUCCUCGCCCAUCGCCCGCCUCACCAAAGAGAAGUGGGAUCGCAAUGGGCCCGAGAACCUGUACAAGAAGACGUACAGUGAGAGCAUCUGUGUGAACUGGUUACGCAAAUACCUACACCUGCAACAGGAGGCACUGGACAGCACAGUGAAGCCCAAGGUGACAGUGAGAGCCCUUAAGAUGGUGAAUUCCCUCGGGCACCGCCUGGUGUGUCUGGUGACGGGGUUUUACACGCGGGAUGUGCGAGUGACUUGGCGCCACGAGGGACAGGACGUGCCCGAGACCACCAACACCGGCAUUAUCCCCAACCACGACAGCACCUACCAGAUCACCAGCUACCAUGACACCAGCCCCCCCCACUCCAAGGACGCCUACUGCUGCCACGUUCAACACAGCAGUUUUCCAGAGGGGAAAACCGUGGUCUGCAGGGACGCAGUGCUCUGGACACCCGGAAAGAUCGCGGCUCUGUGUGUUUGUGGGGUUUUACUACUCGUCAUCAGCAUUGUCGCUCUCAUUGUGUUUAUAUGGAGAAAGAGAUACAGACUUCGCUCUCUGAGCUGCAAAAACACAGGUUCGGAACAAAGCAGUUCAUCAUCAGGAAGUUCUCAGGAAAGUCUCCCUCCGUUGCAGGAAUUUGACAAGUUGAUGACUUCUCCCGAUGACUCCUCGACCUCCAGCUCCUGUUCCGUGCAACCCUAACCCUCUCCCAGCCCCCCUCUCCCGCAGCCUCCACUCACCACCCCUCCUUCUCCCAGCCUCCUCUCCCCAGUCUCCCCUCUGCCAGUCUCCCAUCUCCCAGACCCCCCCCCUCCCCAGUCUCCCCUCUCCCAGGCC
This is a messenger RNA of Callorhinchus milii (elephant shark), 1434 nucleotides long. RefSeq names its product major histocompatibility complex class I-related gene protein. The transcript is spliced from 7 exons. Gene Ontology annotation, cellular component: external side of plasma membrane. The coding region runs from base 163 to 1299 and encodes 378 amino acids. Gene Ontology annotation, biological process: immune response. The record is from RefSeq and is a predicted model, not a curated record. NCBI's taxonomy places the organism in Eukaryota, Metazoa, Chordata, Chondrichthyes, Chimaeriformes, Callorhinchidae.